This is a messenger RNA of Strongylocentrotus purpuratus (purple sea urchin), 1406 nucleotides long. RefSeq names its product MOB kinase activator 1A-like. Gene Ontology annotation, biological process: positive regulation of protein phosphorylation; hippo signaling. NCBI's taxonomy places the organism in Eukaryota, Metazoa, Echinodermata, Echinoidea, Camarodonta, Strongylocentrotidae. The transcript has 5 exons. Gene Ontology annotation, cellular component: nucleus; cytoplasm. The coding region runs from base 11 to 835 and encodes 274 amino acids. The record is from RefSeq and is a predicted model, not a curated record. Gene Ontology annotation, molecular function: protein kinase activator activity.
AAUUUAUCGGAUGAUCUCGAUUUAUAAGUGCGAACUGGCGAGACGUGGAUUAGACUCUAAAAAACAUCAAAAAUCUUUAUUGGGAGUGUCAAGUGAUGUAGCCGGAGAAAAGUGCCUUCGUUUGGCUUCUUUGGCUGAUGAACAAAUAUUCAUCUCUUCUUGUUCUUCAGUACCUAUCACAGUGGCAGAGAAAAUGAAUUUCUUUAGCUCAAGGGGCGCCAAGACGUUCCGGCCCAAGAAGAACAUUCCAGAGGGUUUCCACCAGUACGAGCUGAUGAAACAUGCCGAGGCGACGCUUGGCAGCGGUAACUUACGGCAGGCCGUCAGUUUACCGGAUGGAGAGGACAUCAACGAAUGGGUCGCGGUCAACACGGUGGACUUCUUCAAUCAAAUCAACAUGUUAUAUGGUACCAUCACAGAGUUCUGCACAACAGACAAAUGUCCCGUCAUGUCUGCUGGACCAAAGUAUGAAUAUCAUUGGGCAGAUGGGCAGACAGUGAAGAAACCCAUCAAGUGUUCAGCGCCCAAGUACAUCGACUACCUCAUGACGUGGGUCCAGGAUCAACUGGACGACGAAACAAUAUUCCCUUCAAAAAUAGGUGUGCCUUUUCCCAAGAACUUUAUGACAAUAGCCAAGACGAUCCUGAAGAGGUUAUUCCGGGUGUACGCCCACAUCUACCACCAGCACUUCAAGGAGAUCGUCAUCUUGGCGGAAGAAGCCCAUCUCAACACCUCAUUCAAGCACUUCAUCUACUUCGUCCAGGAGUUUAACCUUAUCGACAGGAAAGAGCUGGCACCGCUCCAGGAACUCAUUGAUAGAUUCUCAAACAAGUGAUAGAUGUGGGAACGUCGUUGAGACAGAGACUCGAUAGAAGCGAUUCUUGUAGUUUAUCCAGGACUUUAACCUCAGCAACUGGAAGCAGUCCCCGCUCCAGGAACUUAGCGAUAGGUUUUGAAACGAGUGAUCAAUGUCAUUGGAUGUUGGAUCCUUGUUUAACAAGAUGGAGUCUUGGUAUGAGCAGUCUAUCUAGUUUGUUCAGGAGUUCAACGUCGGUGAGUACGAGCUGGCCCCACUCUAGGAACUAAUAUUAAUAGGUCCUCAAGCAAGUGAUUCCCUGAUGAUGUCAACAAGGGCAGGAUCUUGAUGACGUGGUGUUGCUGACCAAGCAAGAGCCUUGAUUAUUCAUCUAGUUUGUCCAGUAGUCCAGUGGACCCCGAUCCGGAAACUCAUCAAGGUUUCUCAAGCAAGCGAUGCCAGCCGAUGUUACCCAUGUCCCAAGUCCUCGCAAACUGAGAGGAAGAGACGAUGUAUUCAAGUGAUCCAUCUCCUUUCGUCCUGGGCUCCAUUUCACAAAGACUUCUUUCAAUGACAAAUGACAAAAGUCAGUGACAAAUCUGCUGAUAAC